Messenger RNA from Balearica regulorum gibbericeps (East African grey crowned-crane), 1443 nucleotides. NCBI's taxonomy places the organism in Eukaryota, Metazoa, Chordata, Aves, Gruiformes, Gruidae. The record is from RefSeq and is a predicted model, not a curated record.
AUGUCUACGGGGAAGAUCUGUUGUCUGGUGCUGCUGACCCUAGGUGUGCUGGCGGUGGUUGUUGCACUUGUGGUCAUCCUGACUCAACCCAAGUGUGAUCCUCAGCAUUACCUGCACGGUGCUGUGGCUGCUGACACCGAGACCUGCUCUGUCAUUGGCCGGGACAUCCUGAAAAGCGGAGGCACAGCUGUGGAUGCUGCUAUUGCUGGCUUGAUCUGCACCUCGGUGAUGAACCCUCAGAGUUCGGGCCUGGGUGGCGGGGUCAUAUUUACCAUCUAUAAUGCCAGCACAGGAACGGUCGAGGUGAUCAAUGCCCGCGAGACAGUCCCACGAGAGUUUCCACACAAUUUGUUGUCUCACUGCACUGAUGAUCUCACUGGUUCCCGCUGGAUUGCUGUACCAGGAGAACUUCGUGGGUAUGAAGAAGCCCAUAAGCGACACGGCCGGUUGCCAUGGAAAGCCCUGUUUGAACCAACCAUUAAGCUCCUUUCAGAGCCACUUCUCAUUUCCCCAGUUAUGAACAAAAUCAUCCAUCACCCAAACUUCGCCACUCCAGGAAAAAACCUGUGCCCACUAAUAUGUGACAGUCAAGGGUUCUUGAAGCUUGGAGACACCUUCAGGUGGCCAGCGCUGCAGCAAACGCUGAAAGCUGUUGCGGAAAACGGAGCUACAGCAUUUUAUGAAGGAAAGAUAGGAAAGGCCCUGGUAGAGGACAUUAGGAAGGCUGGGUCCAAUAUCUCAGUGGAGGACCUUCAGACAUACAAAGCAGAGGUGUCCUCAGCUCUGAACAUUACCCUGAACAAUCACACCACAGUGUUUUCUCCUGGACCACCCAUGGGAGGUGCUGUGCUCAUGUUCAUCCUCAAGAUAUUGGAAGAGUAUAAACUCCAUGAAGCAUCACUAGCGACACCCAAGGAGAUGGUGGAAACCUACCAUCACAUUGCAGAGGCCCUGAAGUUUGGCAAUAUGCUAAAACCCCAGAUGAGUGACCCAGCCUUCUCUGAAGCUCAGGUGACUGUGGGGACCAUGCUGUCUGACAAGAUUGCUGAGCUUGCCAGAAGCCGAAUAGAUGACCGUGGUGACCAUCCACCCAACCAUUACAACUUGUUGGAGUCCAUCUACAACCACAGAUACAAAAGUAAGGGCACAAGCCACAUCUCUGUGCUCGCAGCAGAUGGCAGUGCCGUGUCCGCCACCAGCACCAUCAACUACCCGUUUGGAUCCUUUGUGUAUUCUAACCAAACUGGGAUCAUUUUAAAUAAUGAACUCGCUGAUUUCUGCAUAGCAAAGAGAAGCAUUAAACCGGGUGAGAAGCCUCCCUCAGCAAUGGUGCCUUCCAUUCUCAUCUCCAAGACAGGAGACAUGCUGGUGAUCGGAGGAGCAGGCGGCGGCUGGAUUAUCAGUGCUACUGCUAUGAGUGUCCUGAACAAAAAGAAUUACUAG